Molecule: messenger RNA, 845 nt
Organism: Rhodamnia argentea
Lineage: Eukaryota; Viridiplantae; Streptophyta; Magnoliopsida; Myrtales; Myrtaceae
Product: protein LIFEGUARD 4-like
Exons: 4
Coding region: 1-588 (195 amino acids)
Cellular component (GO): membrane
Source: RefSeq, a predicted model, not a curated record
AUGCUCGAGCGCCCGCAGCUGCGCUGGGCUUUCAUACGCAAAGUGUAUGCGAUCAUCCUGGCCCAGCUCCUCCUCACCAUCGGCGUUGCCACCGCCGUCUUACUCGCGAAGCCCUUGUCGAGCUUCAUGGCCGAGACCAAGCUGGGGUCCGCCAUCUACAUCGUCCUCCUCGUCCUCCCUUUGAUAAUUAUAUGUCCACUGCGCGAGUACCACAAGAGGCAUCCGGUGAACUUCGUCCUCCUGGGUCUGUUCACGAUCGCGAUGGCGUUCGGCCUGGGUUUCUCGUGCGCUUUUUACCAGAAAAAGAUCAUUCUGGAAUCAGCGAUUUUGACGAGCGUCGUCGUUGUCGCGCUUACUUUGUACACGUUCUGGGCUGUAAAAAGAAGCCGCGACUUCAGUUUUCUCGGACCCUUCUUGCUCGCUUCCCUCCUGGUGAUACUCGUUUUCGCUGUGAUUCAGUUACUCUUUCCUCUGGGGAAGUUAUCAUGGAUGAUAUUCGGCUGCUUGGGGUCGAUCAUAUUUGCCGCUUUCAUCAUGUACGACGCCAAUAACCUGAUCAAGCGCUUCAGCUAUGAUGAGUACAUAUAGCCUGCAGUUUUGAUUUAUCUCGAUAUCAUCAACCUCUUCCUUAGCCUUCUCUAUGGUUUCGGCGUAGCGGGCGAUGGCUAGGAAAAAACCCGUUCGGCACGCCCUUGCCCUUGAUUCGUGUGAGUGGUGAUUGUCUCUUAUUCGAAUAAACUGAUGAGGGCUGAGGUUUGUGAAUAAGGAUACGGACGCGAAUGUAGCUUUGCAAGCAACUUUGAUCUGUGAUUGUGUAAUGUAACAGACGUAAAUGAUGUAGUAUG